Molecule: messenger RNA, 528 nt
Organism: Pediculus humanus corporis (human body louse)
Lineage: Eukaryota; Metazoa; Arthropoda; Insecta; Psocodea; Pediculidae
Exons: 5
Coding region: 1-528 (175 amino acids)
Source: RefSeq, a predicted model, not a curated record
AUGUUUUUCUUGUACAUCCUUGUAAAAAAGAGGAGGAGGUGGUGGAGGUGGAAGAGUAUUUUGACAAAACGAGGUGACAGGUUGACAGAAAUAUUUUCAUUUCAUACGCCCUACCUACCACGGUGGCCGAAAACCCCACCACCACCACCACAACCUUCCCUCGUACACAAGAGUUUCCUUAGUAGUAGUGCUCCGAUACGACGUACGGGGACGACGGAAGAACGUCACGGGGGGUGGGUUUCCCUGUUGAAAAUAGAUUUAAGGCCUUUUUAUACUCCGAGGUAUAUUGGUAACGGUUUUGACAAACGAUCGGCGGUGAAAAGGCUGUGUAGAAGAUUAGGGAGGUUUCUCUGGAUAAGACUGGAGAAGUCUGGAGAAAACUGGAGAACUAGAAUAGUCUGGAUAAGCCUAGAGAAUUCUAAAAAUAUCCUUGAGAAAACUGGAGAAUUCUGGAGAACAUUCUGGAGAAGACUGGAAAAUUCUGGACAAGACUGGAGAAUAUCCUGGAAAAAUCUAGGAAAAAAUUAA